Symbiodinium natans is the source of this 720-nucleotide messenger RNA. The record is from the annotation of a GenBank genome assembly. NCBI's taxonomy places the organism in Eukaryota, Dinophyceae, Suessiales, Symbiodiniaceae.
AUGCUUCCGGCGCACGACCUGGAUGCUGGAGAAGGCACGGACCUAGACGACGAGAGCCCAUCGGAGGCAUCUGCCGGCUCGAGAAGCCACCGCCGUCGCUUGUCGGAGGUCUCCUCCAACGUUUCAUCGAUCCACCUACCGGAGUCCGAAAGCCCGGAGGUCGUUCCUCAGAUGUUCUCCCCUGCGACCAGCAGAGAAGUCCUCAGUGUCGUGACCUGGGCGGACCUCUUGGAUGAUCCCUCCGAGAUGGCAGCUCAGGCUGCAACCAGCACCACCUCUAUCUGGCAGACGAGCAGCAGCCAGGACGCGGCACCUAUGUCUGCAGAGGCCUUCGCGGCAUUCGUCCGCUCCUCGACGACCGCAGCCUGCACUGGUGUCGGCGCGGGACGCGCCUUGCAGCUACCGACCGGGGUAGUUGGCAAAGACCUGCCAAUCGACGACCUGGCAUCCACUGACGCAGCGUCGAGCGGCUCCGUAACGACGGGCCACUCCUCGCCUAUCGAGCCGGUUUCAAACCGCGCGGUCACCAUCAAUGAUCUUGGCCUUGGUUUUGGACUUACACCGUCCUGCGGGGGCGGUGGGGUAGCGUGGCUUCCGCAAAAUCCCUGGCACCAGACCUGGCCUAGUGGGGCCCCACCUGCGGCAUCUGUGUGCCAGGGUGCCCGGCCCCAUUCUGAGCCAGGUGCCAGGGUCCUCGAUCCUGGACUCAAGAGUCGAUGA